Molecule: messenger RNA, 3506 nt
Organism: Homarus americanus (American lobster)
Lineage: Eukaryota; Metazoa; Arthropoda; Malacostraca; Decapoda; Nephropidae
Product: FK506-binding protein 5-like
Source: RefSeq, a predicted model, not a curated record
AAACAACUAGCGAAGUCUGCUACACUACCAGGACGACCAAAGGCGUCCGGUAGUUCUGACGAAGAGGACGACGACGACGAACUCAAGCUGAUUAAGCCUAAGAAAGUCCCCAGAGUACCCAUAGCUGGGCCGCUGAUGGGAGUCAACAUAAGUCAAGUGAAACUCAAGAAAGUUGAGACCAAAAUGAAAGAGGUCUCAGAUGACGUAGCCUCCAGCUCCUUGCACCAGGAGGACGACGAAUCCAAGAAGGAACUAAUGUUGCCAUCUGGUGGAGAAUUCGGAGUCUUCAAACUGAAGAAAAUCGAGAGGUCUAAAGAAGAUAAGGAGGAAGUUGGAGACGCAGACAAUAGUAACGAGGAAGAGGACAAGACUAAGCCUGCUGGAGAAUUAUUUGGUGUGAAGCUAAAGACGAUACAGAGCAAGGAUGAAGUCAUCAAGCAUGAUGUCGCUGAGAGUAAGAAGGAGGAUGUUGGCGCCACCCAGAAACGACACAAUAAACAGCCUAAAAUCCCGCUGAACAAUAGUGCUCUCCUUAAUCGAUCAGAAAUAAGCUCGCCGAAAACUUCUCCCAUUAACCAGAAGAAAGGUACGACCGAGAGAAAGAAGUCACCUUCACCAAGUAUUCCUCUUUCAAAGAGUGUUCACGCCCUUACGAAGUCAGUUGAAGAAGUUAGUGUGACGAAUGACGAAGCUUUCUGUGAACCAUCAAAAAAAGACGACACUGAGGAAACAAUAACCAAACAUGUCACUAUCCAUCACGCCAAAAGCAUUGAGUUAAAGUAUAGUGACAACGUUGAAAACAUGGAAAGUGACCCGGUAAUGGAGGUGACCUUCAUAGAGAAAGAGGAAAACAUGCCUGAAAUUCAGAUAGAAGAAUAUAACGAUGAUGAAAAACUAGACAUUCCAAGCAACCAAGACCAGGAGGGGCCGGAUGAUUUUGAGACGAUACCCCAAGUGUCCAUCGUGGUGAAGGACGACUCUGACGAGGAACCUGAGUAUGAAGAAUUUGAUGAAGAAUUCCUGAGAAAUAUGAAGCAGGUGGCCUAUGCCUCACUGCCAUUAGAGAAACAGGCCAAAGAUGAUGAUAAUGAUGAAGAGGAUGAAGAAUAUGACUAUGAGGAAUAUAAUGAAGACUUCAGGAAAAAUAUCACGAGUAUUGCAUACAACCCCACCCUUGCUCCUUCCCAACUCCACUCCCCAAUAGUGACAAAGAGCACCCCCUCGCCUAUUCAGUCCACUAGUCAAGCCUCAAUUUCACCAUUACCUCCCAUACCGAGAGAUCCUUCAUCUUCCUCGGAAGACGACGAAGAGCACGCCUACGAAGAGUUUGAUGAAAGUUUUCUGCAACAUGUGAAGUCAUCGUAUAUGAAAACCGCGGGGGAGCCUGCCACAAGUGGAGCCUUAAAGGCUCCCGAAGACGGAGUAACUCCACCUCGGAGUCCCUUCAGAGGGAGGACCAGCACCAACGAAAGCACGACCUCCUCUAAAAGCGACGCUGAAAAUGUGGAAAAGAAGUCGGGCAAGUUCAAGUUCUUCAGGAACAAGCGGUCUGGAAGCAUUGGCUCAGCAGAUAUGAAGGAAGUUGAGGUGCCUAAAGCUUCGAAAGAAAAGAAAAAGAAGGGAAUUACUAUUCCAAAAAUCCUUUCAGGAAAAAAAGGUCGAGAUAAACACAAAAAGUCAUCUGAUGAAACAGAUGCAAAACCUGAGAUGCACAAAGACUCCUAUCAACAGUCCCAUGAAGCUUCAAAGAGUAUUCCUGAAAAGAAACCAGAAACUGUUGAGGGCGAAACUAUCCAAGAUGCAGUGGAAAAAAAAAAUUCUAACGAGAUCAUUCCAGAAAAUGAAACCGAUCAUCCUCGAGGCGACGAAAACAGUGACUUACAAGUAGACAGUUCUCUCUCUAUAGGCUCAGAGCCCACUGAGGAAGUACCUGUUGUGAUGCGCCGAGAUUUGCCACUCCUCAACACAGAGUCACGCUACAGCAGCACUAGCUGGGCGUCCAACAGCUCUAGAGACCACGAUCCAGCUCCCUCAGUGCCGGAGAAAACCAGAGUCAGGGCCAAAUCCCCUAAUCAUGACAUUCCGCAGAGCAACAGACCAGUGACCAACUUUUACCAACCAUCCCAACCACAGGAACAUGAGACCGAGGACAGAAAGCCGGUCGAUGGUUACAUCUCACAGGAGCAGAUUGAUGCUAUUCUAUCAGCUAACGAGACUCGUGAUAAGAAAAGAUUAUCACAGUCUCGUGCUCUGGUUAACUUGCUAACAGUACCUGAUGGUUCCAAGACAGCGGGAAGGAGCGAUAAUGCAGAAGAAUUUAUCUCCAAGCGGCCUUCAUAUGUUUCCAUCAACAGCAUGGAAAGCGAUGAGCCUCUACCUACGACUAAUUUCAUUAGCGGAGACAGACGAUCUUCAAGCUUAGGAAGCCUCAAAGAUCGAUCAAAAUCCUGUGAGUCUGACAGCUCUGGUGAAUUUCAUCAGCAGGUUGAGAACGCCUCCCCAGAGCAGGGGGACACUUCGGCAGUCCCUCUAGGGAAAAAUUCUCGCUUAACCGAGAGUUUUGCUGCUGGAAACCGCAUCAGUCUGACCUCUCCAGAGUUUACAGUCGUGGAAGAGGACGGACCUGGAACUCCAGAUGCUACAAAUAUUUUUUUCCCAGAUGAUAAGGAACAAGAACCGCCUCACUCUUCAGAAGGUAAUAAACCAACAACUCCUAUGGGGGACGAGGAAGAUGAACAAAAAGAUUAUUUUCCUACGGUAGGAAGAGACGUUGAACUUCGGAAGUUACCGGCCAACUUGACACUGCUUGACUCCUCCAGAGAUAAUGUCAGAACGUCUGGCAUCGUCGGCCUAAAGGAGUGCCUGAAGCAAAUGGGAGACGAAGAAGAGGUGAUGGAGGUGAAGACGGGCAUCAGCAGACUGGGUCACAGCGCCGCCGUCGAGAAACUAAAAAAAUCCUUUGAAGAACUUUGAUGAACACGGAAGCACCCAAACAUAAUUGAAUACAAUACUGUAUACUUAUUUUCAGUGAUACAUUCCUAGUCUAUGUUUACCUGAACCCAAUACAUAAGCCUGAAAUAAAUUCCCGACACACCUGCGUGAGAAUAAGUAUUAAGUGCCCCUCUGCUGCUGAGUAACAAACACCGCCACACUCACGCCAGACUCCUGCCUCACCAUAGGACAAGGGCAGACUCCAGUAGCGUAAGGUGUCCCUUUUCCGCUAUCUCCUACCAGUAGUUUCCUUCCUUUACGGAACCAGCGUUAGCCUUGCCUUGUUCUGGAUACUGAAAUCACACCUAUACCUCACCAGGCGUUGUCAUCCGGGAAAGAAUCUCUAAGAAUGUGAUGCCUGUGUAUCGACUGGCCACAGCCUCCUUCUGUUUCAUGAUAUACUUUGUAAUAUUUUUGGUAAUUUUUAUGAGACGUUUGUUUAAUUUUUUCCAUCUAAUAGUGGCUGUUCAUGUAUUGAUAACUCAUUAGGUCAAUUAAAAUGUAAUAUUUAUAAA